This is a messenger RNA of Hevea brasiliensis (rubber tree), 1521 nucleotides long. Its product is annotated as secretory carrier-associated membrane protein 3. The transcript has 13 exons. Gene Ontology annotation, biological process: protein transport. The record is from RefSeq and is a predicted model, not a curated record. Lineage: Eukaryota; Viridiplantae; Streptophyta; Magnoliopsida; Malpighiales; Euphorbiaceae. Bases 270 to 1196 code for a protein of 308 amino acids. Gene Ontology annotation, cellular component: recycling endosome membrane; trans-Golgi network membrane.
GACGAACACCGGCCUCACCAAACCCUCUCUCUCUCUCUCUCUCUCUCUCUCUCUUCCCAUAGACUUGUAAACCAAAACUCUCUCUCUCUAGAAAUUUUCUACUCUUUUCUCCUUUUCUUCUUUGUUUAAUUUGUGUUAUCUUGCCUCAAUUUUUUCUUCAAAAAUUGCUUCCUUCUCAAGCCUUUUGUCUUUCUCUUGAUCUCUCUCUUCGUUUUUUAGUUAUUGAGUUUCUCUUCGGGUUGGUUUCUGGUCUCUAAGUGGUUUCUCUCAUGGCUGGUCGCUACGAUCGUAACCCUUUCGAUGAAGAAGAAGAAGUUAAUCCCUUUGCUGAUCCAGCUGUAAGGGGGAAAGCAUCAGGUCAGCAGAAGUUCAGUGGAGGUGCAUUUUACACAUCAAGCGCUCCUCCUGCUUCAAACUCGAGGCUUUCACCACUUCCUCCUGAACCUGCUGAUUUUGGUUAUGAUCAUGGUGCAACAGUUGACAUUCCAAUUGAUUCUACUACGGAUUUGAAGAAAAAGGAGAGGCAACUCCAAGCUAAGGAGGCUGAAUUGAGAAGGCGAGAACAGGAUGUAAAAAGGCGUGAAGAUGCAGCUGCACGAGCUGGAAUUGUCCUGGAGGAGAAAAAUUGGCCACCAUUUUUCCCCAUUAUCCAUCACGAUAUUGCAAAUGAAAUACCAAUUCAUCUACAAAGAAUUCAAUAUGUUGCAUUUACAACAUUUUUAGGAUUGGUUGUGUGUCUUUUCUGGAACCUUAUAGCUAUUACAACGGCAUGGAUUAAAGGCGAAGGGGUGAGAAUCUGGUUUCUUGCUAUUAUUUACUUCAUAUCAGGAGUUCCUGGUGCAUACGUUUUGUGGUAUCGUCCACUUUAUCGUGCAUUUAGGACUGAAAGUGCUAUGAAGUUUGGAUGGUUUUUCCUGUUUUAUAUGGUUCACAUUGGCUUCUGCAUCGUAGCAGCGGUUGCUCCUCCUAUAGUUUUCAAAGGGAAAUCUUUCACUGGCAUCUUGUCUGCAAUAGAUGUUGUGGGUGACCAUGCUUUAGUGGGAAUAUUCUACUUCAUUGGAUUUGGAUUAUUCUGCGUUGAAUUGGUGCUCAGUAUUUGGGUUGUGCAGCAAGUAUACAUGUAUUUCCGUGGCAGCGGUAAAGCUGCUGAGAUGAAGCGCGAGGCUGCUAGAGGAGCAAUGAGGGCUGCAAUAUGAUGAUGAUACUAUGCUUGUGAACGGGCAACUAUUCCGAGCUUAUUUGUUGGUUUAGGCUGUACAUCUCAAGAGAUUUUUGCCUUUAUGGUAUAAUGAAAUUUAUAUUUUACAUGUAAAAUAGUAAGGAUUUGCACCUAAAAUAAGUGUAUUGAAUUUAUGAUAAAUCAGGUCUUUUUUCGUUUCUCCCUUAGGCCUUAUCCCUGUAAAUUUCGGAUAAAAAGAUCAUGACUUGAGACUGGCUUUUGUUGGACCAAUUCCAUUAUUGCUUAUCGCUUGCUUGAGUGCUUGUAAAUGCUUUUACUUGUAAUAUUUACGGGUUCUGUAA